AAAGGGGGUCAUUAAGGGCAAUACUCUAAACUAAUCAUGGAGCAAUGGAGCCUAAAGCUUGUUUACUGAGCAAAGCUUCAGACACCGUCCCCUAAUCUCAGCACCCCUUUCUCCCUCCCUCCCUCCCAACAAGGUUUAAGAUAGGUCUGCCUUCUAGCUACAUCUCCUUCCUCUCCAACCACAAUGGAUGCAACUGCAGCUGGCAAGAAGAUGGGCAUAGGAGGAGAGAAAAAGCAGCAGAGGAAACCAGGUUCUUCCUUCUGGGGAGCCAUGGCGUUGAAGAGCAGAAGCCAGCCAGGAGGAGCAGGAGAAAGCAAGAACAUCAAGAGCGAGAGGAAGACGACGACGACCACAACGAAAAGGAGUGUCAGCAUUGGUAGGAGCAUGACUUGCCCAGGGUCAAUCUGCGGCACCAAGGAGAGCGCUGUGCUGAGCAGGGAAAGCUGCCGGAAUAGCCAUAGCGGCCGCAAUGUCUCCAGCAGCAGUAGGUCUCUCAAGGCUCCGGACAAUGACAUCUUGUCCGUGCCCGUGGUGGCUUCCGGCGCGGUCGUGUCAGCGUCGUCGUCGUUCAACUCGGAGACCUCGGUGGCUACGACGGCGACCACUGUCAGCUCCUCCUCCUCGUCGUCGUCGGCUCUCUCGUCGCCGCUUUCGUCCAUCGUUGCCGGUUCCAGGUCUUUCAGGAAGCUCUCCGGCUGCUACUACGAGUGCCACUCGGCGCUCGACCCCAGGACAAGCCUCGUCGGCGGCGCCGGCAUGCUCCCCUGCUCCGACUGCGACGAGUUCUUCGCCAAAGCCGAGUCCCUCGAGCUUCACCGAGCAACCCGCCAUGCAGUUUCGGAGCUCGGCGCCGAGGACACGAGCAGGAACGUGGUGGAGAUCAUCUUCCAGUCGAGCUGGCUCGUCGGGAAGCCGCGGGCGGCGCCGAUUUGCAGGAUCGAGAGGAUUCUGAAGGUGUACAGCUCCGGCAGGACCGUGGAGAGGUUCGAGCAGUACAGGGAGCGCGUCAAGGCGAUUGCGGCGAGCAGCACCGAUGAGCUGGCCAGGAGGAGCUUCCCGCGGUGCGCCGCCGACGGCAACGAGAUCCUCCGGUUCCACUGCACCACCUUCACGUGCUCCCUCGGCCUCGCCGGCGCCACCUCCCUCUGCCGGUCGUCCCCGCAGCAGUGCAAACUGUGCAGCAUUAUCAGAGACGGCUUCAGGGUCGACGGCGAUGGGAAAAUUGCGACGAUGGCGACGAGCGGGCGGGCUCACGACAAGGCGCAAACGCCUCUGCCGGGCGGCGGCGGCGGCGAGAAGAGGGCGAUGCUGGUGUGCAGGGUGGUGGCAGGGAGAGUGAAGAAGCUCGUCAACAGCAGCAAUUCUUCGGAGGAGUCUGGCUGUGACAGCGUCAGUUCCUGCUCAGAUUUGGAUGAACUCUCUGUGUUCAACCCAUUGGCUAUACUGCCUUGCUUUGUAGUGAUGUAUGCAGUGGCUACUGAGACAUAAUAAUCACAUUGUCUGUGGUGUGGUGUGUAACAUAACUUUGCUGCUAGUUUUGCUCCCUUAAUUCGCUUCUCUUUGUAGCCCCUCUGUUCCCCGUUGAUGAUCAUCAGUUCAUGAUUCAA
Molecule: messenger RNA, 1607 nt
Organism: Triticum dicoccoides
Lineage: Eukaryota; Viridiplantae; Streptophyta; Magnoliopsida; Poales; Poaceae
Exons: 3
Coding region: 184-1488 (434 amino acids)
Source: RefSeq, a predicted model, not a curated record